Messenger RNA from Colias croceus (clouded yellow), 1955 nucleotides. RefSeq names its product pickpocket protein 28-like. The coding region runs from base 97 to 1842 and encodes 581 amino acids. NCBI's taxonomy places the organism in Eukaryota, Metazoa, Arthropoda, Insecta, Lepidoptera, Pieridae. The transcript is spliced from 14 exons. Gene Ontology annotation, cellular component: membrane. Gene Ontology annotation, biological process: sodium ion transmembrane transport. Gene Ontology annotation, molecular function: ligand-gated sodium channel activity. The record is from RefSeq and is a predicted model, not a curated record.
CAGUUAUGUUAUAAUUAAUUAAUUAAUUUGGACUACAAACAACCCAGCUCAUACAAUGGCAUAAAAACCAUCAUUAUAAGUCCUCCGCGUCUGUCCAUGAAGUCCGUCAUGAAGCGACAUACAAGGAGUCUCGGCAAUAUAGCCGAUUUACAAUCAGAAAUAAUAAUUGAGAAUGGAAAUGUUGCUUCGAGUACAAACAAAAUAAGAGGAAAAUUUUCUAUAAUAAAAGAAUAUUUGAUCGACUACACCGCUUCUUCAAAUUUGCAUGGCCUUAGAUAUAUUGGAGAAAAACAGCGAACCAUCGUCGAAAAAAUAUUCUGGCUAUUUAUGUUCAGUUCGAGCGUUAUUCUAUGUUCUGUGUUGAUUCGCCAAAUAUGGAUCAGAUGGAAUGAAAGACCAGUCAUCGUAAGCUUUGCGGAAACUUAUACUCCAGUUUGGCAGAUACCUUACCCUGCAGUGACGAUCUGUGUCGAAACCAAAGUAAAGCAAUCUAAGUUUAACUUUACCGAAUAUUUCCGCCUUUAUAACGACCCCACUACCUAUGUAAAUCUAACGGUCGAAGAGCGCCUUUUAUAUGAAGACGUAAUGUUACUUUGCGAUGAACAUUUGGCACCACCUUAUGCCCGGAAAUUUUCCAUAGUCAAUGAGACAAUUGAAAAUUUAAGAGAGCUAGCUCCAGAUAUAUCUGAAACAUUCUCCGGUUGCAGUUGGAAGAACACUCCAACUAAAUGUUCUGAAUUGUUCUCAACCAUGAUCACUCAGAAAGGAUUCUGCUACACGUUCAAUAGUCUUGGCGCUGAAGAUCUGUUCAGGGUUGAAAAUUUACAUACAGACUAUGAACAUCUUGAAUACAGCAAAAAGAACGAAUCUUGGUCACUCGAGGGCGGCUAUCCUCCGAACACUCCGCUUGAAACCUAUCCUCAUAGAGGCUCUGGAUACGGCGCCAAAGCUGGAUUGUCGCUUUCACUAACAGUAAAAAAAAUAGAUUUGGAUUAUCUGUGUACAGGUCCGAUACAAGGAUUUAAGAUUUAUCUCCACAACCCAGCAGAGCUACCGCGUUUUUCCCAACAAUACUUUAGGUCUCCUCUCUCACAAGAAGUUAUUGUUGCUGUUAAACCUAAAAUGAUGACUACCUCCGAAGGUUUGAAGCCGUAUGAUGCUCACAGACGGCAAUGCUAUUUUCCGAGCGAGCGCUAUCUCCAUUAUUUCAAAGUGUACACACAAGCCAAUUGUGAAAUGGAGUGCUUAACCAACUUUACGUUUGCGAGGUGCGGUUGUGUACAUUUUGGGCUGCCACAUGGCCCGGACAUGGCUGUCUGCAACGCCGGUAGUGUGGCCUGCUUAACGAAAGCACAAAUGGAACUAGAGGCGAUCGAAAUAAAAUCGGCUUUUGCAAGCGAGAAGAACGCCAACGACACGAUGGGCGAAGCGCGAAAAGUAGCCGCGCGCUGCGAGUGUCUCCCCGCGUGCACGUCCAUUGAGUACGAGGCGGAAACGUCGAAGGAGGACUACGACUGGGUGGCUUUUCUCAAGGCGUUCGAAGUAUCUUCUGAGUAUCUACAAUCUUUUGUCCUUGCUCGAGUCCGAAUAUUCUUCAAAGAAAGUCAAUUCAUAGCAUCGAGAAGGUCAGAGCUCUAUAGCCGAACCGAUUUUCUGGCUAACUGUGGUGGACUGUUGGGUCUUUUCAUGGGCUUCUCUAUAUUGAGCGUUGCUGAAAUAUUAUACUUCUUUUCAUUGCGGCUAUGCUGUGUUAUUUGGAACAAACAUACCAAAAGGCAUAAGGUUGAAAACAUCGGAGUGCAACCUAAACCUGCAAAAAUUACAUACAUUUAUAUGGAUUAAUUUCAUUAGUACUCUCCAAAUAUGCACGAUACUUUCAAAAUUAUUUUACUUUACACUAAAGCUAAGGAUAGAUAUUGGGAUAGAUAUAGAAGCAUAUGCAUUACAGAAUUUUU